AUGGACCAAUGGGAGCGCGAGGUGCAGCUGUACAUCGGCCUCAGGCAGCUGCCUGUCUUCCGCCAGCACCGGCUGUCCAAGGCGCUCUCAGGCUGGCGCCGCGCCGUCGGCGGCGCCAAGGCAGCCAAGGCGCGCGCGGCGCUCGCCGGCGGGGCCGCACUCGGCGGCGCGCAUGGCGGCGGUGGCGGGGGCGGCGGCGGUGGGAGCGCCGGGCUGUUCGCCCUUAGCCCUGCGUUCCAGGAGCCGCUGCGGCGUGUGUGGGGCCUAUGCUGCGACGUGGCAGCGCUGAGGCUGCACGCCCUCAAGGCUGGGCAGGUCUAUACCCUGCCAGAUUUCGUCGAGGCCCACACGGACCAAGCCGCGGCCUGCGCGCGCCGCCUCUCCGCCUUCCGCGCCGACGCGCUCGACAUCGCGCGCGGCGCCUGCGCCGCGUCGCUGGAGGCCCUCGAGCUGCAGCUGCGGUCGUUUGCGAUCAAGCAGAUCGGGUCGGCGGCGUCUGGGGACCCAUUGGCACAGGCGAUCGGGCUCGGCGCCCCGCAGGGCGCGGCCGGCGGGCGGGCGUCCGGCGGCCUGGCCAGCAUGGGGGAGAAGGACGUGCGGCUCGUGCUGGGCGGCCUGGGCGCGUCGAGUGGGCGGCGCGCGGCGGCGGCCCUGGCGGCGCUGGCCGGCGGGCGCGGGGGCGGGCGCAGCGGGGGCGGCGGUGGGGCGGACCGGUCGCAGCAGGAGUUUGCCUACACGAUGGCGGCAUCGCGCCGCGCCGAGCAGCGGCGCCUACUGUCCUUCGUCCGGCUGGUCGACACGAUGAUGUCAGACACGCUGCACAGCUGCCUCACAGCUUCCGUGUCGGAGGUGCUGCAGGCGACCCGGCCGCCAGCGCCGGGGCAGCUGCUGCAGCUGCAGCUCCUGCAGGGCGACCGCGCCCAAGGCGGCUCUGCGGCCGCGACGCCAAAGGCGGGGCUCGCGGCGCAGCGGUCGCUGCACCAGGGGCCCAGUGGGAAGCAGGCGGCGGUAGCGGCGGCGGCGACGCCGGGGUGGGCGCCGCUGUUUGCGGUGGAGGUGGUCAUGGAGGGGGAUGGCGAGGGGCUGGCGUUUGUGCCAGACCCCGUCGCAUUCAAGGCGCGCGCCGCUGAGGUGCUCGCUGGCUUCAAGGAGUGCGCCACAAGCAUCGAGCGCCUGUACUCUGAGGCGUCCCUGGUGCGCGGCGUGGUGGGCGCCAACGACGCCGACCUGGACGGGGAGCCGACCCCCCUGGCGGAGCUGGUGGCCUGCCAAGACUACGAGCAGCUGGUGGAGGAUGUUGCCGACUCGCUUGAGACCACCUUUGAGCGUGCGCUGCAGCACCUGUCCGGCUACCUGCCAUUCCGGGACAUGGUGCUGGCAGACAGGUCCCUGGACGUGGCCGGCCUCAGGGCCGCCUUCCUGCAGCACAGCGCCUCUGCGACGCUGGCGGCCGCCGAGGACGGCGCCCCGCAGGACGCUAGCAGCGCGUCCGCGCCGGCCGCCGCGCUGCCGGCGGAGCCCUCGCUCACAGCGCCGGCCGCUCAAGCCGCGGCUGGGCGCGAGGCGGCGGCGGGGGUUGCAAAGGACGGCGCUCCGGUCACGCUCGAGUCGUUCAGGCGCCUCCUGGUGAUGCUGGCCAAGCAGAAAAACGAGAUGGAGGCGCUCGCCGCCCACUGCGACGUCGGCUCCGUGCGCGUCGACGCCGGGCGCCUCAAGGCCGCGCUGCUGCCGUGGCCGGAGCUUCGGGCGGAGGAGCUGCGGCGCAUGCUGCCGCGGUUGGCGGGUGAACUGCUCCAUGCGUUCCUGGACCACGUCCACGGCGCGUCCAGCCGCAUGAGCGCUGCCUGCGGCGGCGUGGAGGACUAUGCGGCCAAGCUGAGCUUCCUGGGACGCCUGGUGGCGCAGGACAAGGCGCUCGAGGCUGCGGGUGCAGAAGUGCACGCUAUCUACUCACUGUUGGACGAGCACACUCUCACGGCGCCAGCCGAGGACAGGGCGGCGUAUGCGAGCCUUGAGGGCGCCCAGGCGUCGCUCAAGGCGCUGGCAGAGGAGGUGGAGGGCGGCCGCGACGCCGCUGUGGCGCAGUACAGUGCGGAGCUCGAUGCAGGGAUGGAGGCCGCGGCCCAGGAGGUGGCGAUGCUGCGCGAUGCGUGCCACGCAGAGAUGCUGCUCUCACCGGAUACGCCGCCAGCGGCCGCGCUGGACGAGCUGGCGGCGCUGGACACCGGCCUGGGGCGGGCCAAGGCCGAGGUCUCACGCAUCAACUCAUACCAAGCCAUGUUCAAGCUGCCCCAGGGCGGCGUGGAGGACCUGGCUGCGACCGCCAAAGAAGUGGCGCUCAAGACGGCGCUCUGGAACGGCAGGGAGGAGUUUGCGUCGCUGUCGUCAGAGUGGCGGGGGCGGAGGUUUGAGGAGCUCGACGUCCCGGUGAUGGAGGAGGCCAUGGCCAGGUUCCACAAGUCUGUGGCCAAAAUGGAGCGCAGCCUGCCGCCCAACAAGCUGGUGCCCGCCCUCAGGGCGGAUGUGGAUGAGUUCAGGUCCCUGCUGCCUGUCAUCUCUGCACUGCGCAACCCGGCACUGAAAGAGCGCCAUUGGGCAGCCGCGGUGGCGGCGGUCGAGGCUGCAGGCGGGGUCCGGCUGGAGAUGACGCCCGGCGACGAGGCCUUCACCCUCCAGGUGCUGAUCGACUCUCGGGUGCUGGAGGCAAAGGAGGCCGUCGUCGCCAUCAGCACAGAGGCGUCGCAGGAGUCGGCGCUUGAGGAGAUGCUGGCCAAGGUCGUGGCGCGCUGGGGCGGCAUCGAGUUUGUGGUGGUGCCCUACAAAGAGUCCAAGGACGUCUUCAUACUGGGGGCCAUAGACGACAUACAGGCCGCGUUGGAGGACAGUCUGGUGGCGAUGUCCACCAUCCUGGCCAGCCGCUACGUUGGGGGCAUACGGUCUGAGGUGGAACGCGUGGAACGGCAGCUCUCCACCUUCUCAGACACCCUCGACCAGUGGGUGCAGGUCCAGAAGAGCUGGAUGUACCUGGAGCCCAUCUUCAGCGCCCCCGAUAUACAGAAGCAGCUGCCUGCCGAGUCAAAGGCGUUUGACCUCGUCCACCGGCAGCUCAAGGACGUCAUGCGCCGCACCAAGGACCGCCCCAACGCGUUGCAGACCGCUGGCAACCCCAGCCUCCUGGAGUCCCUUCAGAAGAGCUUUGAGACGCUGGAGGCCAUCAGCAAGAGCCUCGAGGAAUACCUGGAGACAAAGAGAGUCGCGUUCCCCAGGUUUUACUUCCUGUCAAACGACGAGCUCCUGGAGAUCUUGGCCCAGGCCAAGAACGUGCAGGCCGUCCAGCCGCACAUUGGCAAGUGCUUCGACGGCAUCCGGCGGCUCGAGUUUGGAGAGGACCCCAAGAGCACCGACAUAUUUGCUAUUCUCAGUGGCGAGGGCGAGCGCGUCAGCCUGGGCAAGAGCGCCGUCAAGGCGCGCGGCAACGUGGAGAAUUGGCUGGGCCAGGUGGAGUCCGCCAUGGUCGCCUCCCUGCGGCGCCUGGCAAAGGCGGCGGUGGCGUCGUAUCCGGAGGCCGCGCGCGCGGAAUGGGUGCAGGCGCCGCAGUGCCCGUCGCAGCUGGUCAUUGCAAUUAGCCAGGCAUAUUGGUGCGCUGCUGUGGAGGAGCAGCUGGACGGGGACGCCGCCGCCCAGGGCCUGGCAGAGUUCUACCAGGUCAAUGUGCAGCAGCUGGGCGAGCUGACGCGGCUGGUUAGGGGGGACCUGUCUAGCCUGGCACGCAGGAGCCUGGCUGCUCUCAUCACAAUAGACGUCCACGCACGUGACAUUGUGGGUCAGCUGCAGGCCAAGGGCGCGUCCAGUACCUCUGAUUUUGAGUGGCAGAUGCAGCUGAGGUACUACUGGGAGGGUGACGACCUGGUGGUGCGGCAGGUCAACGCCUCGUUUGCCUACGCCUACGAGUACCUGGGGGCCCAGCCGCGCCUGGUGGUGACGCCCAUGACGGACCGCUGCUACCUCACCCUCACGGGGGCGCUGCACCUGAAGCUAGGCGGCGCGCCGGCCGGCCCAGCGGGCACCGGCAAGACCGAGACCACGAAGGACCUUGGAAAGGCACUGGGUGUGAACUGUGUGGUGUUCAACUGCGGCGAGAACCUGGACUACAAGUUCAUGGGGAAGUUUUUCGCUGGCCUGGCGCAGUGCGGCGCUUGGGCGUGCUUCGAUGAAUUCAACCGCAUCAACAUUGAGGUGCUGUCGGUCGUGGCGCAGCAGCUGCUGACCAUCCAGAACGCCCUCAAGGCCGGCCUCGACAAGUUCUGGUUUGAGGGCCGCCCCAUCCGCCUGGUUCCCACGUGCGGUGUGUUCAUCACCAUGAACCCCGGCUAUGCGGGGCGCACCGAGCUGCCGGACAACCUCAAGGCGCUGUUCCGGCCCAUGGCGAUGAUGAUCCCAGAUUACGCCCUGGUGGCUGAGGUGAUGCUGUUCAGCGAGGGUUUCGAGGACAGCCGCGCCCUGAGCCGCAAGAUGGUCAAGCUCUACAAGCUAGCCAGCGAGCAGCUCAGCCAGCAGGAUCACUAUGACUUUGGCAUGCGCGCCGUCAAGAGCGUGCUCGUGAUGGCGGGGGCGCUCAAGAGGGCCAACCCGCAGCUGCCAGAGGACGUGGUGCUCAUCAGGGCCAUGCGAGACUCCAACCUGCCAAAGUUUCUGGCUCAUGAUGUCAAGCUGUUCUGCAACAUCAUCGGGGACCUGUUCCCGGGGCUGGAAGUGCCCGACCAGGAUCAUGGGGACCUGGAGGGGGCCAUCCGCGCAGCUCUAGCAGCGUCUGGCCUGCAACAGCCGGCUGCAUUUGUCAACAAAGUGGUGCAGCUUUAUGACACCUUUGACGUGCGGUUCGGAGUCAUGCUGGUGGGCCCCACCGGCGGCGGCAAGACAGAGUGCUACCGCGCGCUGCAGGCGGCCCUUACCGGGCUCCGCAAAGCGGGUCAUCCCAAUGACAAGUACCAGACCAUCCGAGCACACGUGCUCAACCCCAAGUGCAUCAAGAUGGGGGAGCUGUACGGGGAGUACAAUCUGCUGACCAACGAGUGGACGGACGGCCUGGCGAGCGCGCUGAUCCGUGGUGCGGUGGCAGACACGACGCCUGACAAGAAGUGGGUCGUAUUUGACGGCCCAGUGGAUGCCAUCUGGAUUGAGAGCAUGAAUACAGUGCUCGACGACAACUGCACCCUCUGCUUGCCAAACGGCGAGCGCAUCAAGCUCAACCCGUCUUCCAUGCGUAUGCUGUUCGAGGUCGCUGAUCUGGCGGUCGCAUCCCCGGCCACAGUGUCGCGCUGCGGCAUGGUGUACGUGUCGCCAGGGGAGCUGGGGUGGCGACCCUUCAUUCAAAGCUGGGCUGCGGAGGGCGGGAAGCUGGCGGCGUCGGCGCCGCAGCUGUCUGCAGAGCAGCGCGCCGCGGUGGUCGCGCUGUUUGAGGGCCACGUUGAUGCGGGCCUGGCGUGGGUAAGGCGGCACGGCAGGGAGCAGAUUGCGUCGGUUGACAACAACCUCGUGGCCAGCCUGGCUGCCAUGGUUCAGUCUUUGCUGGACCCCUGCCGAGGCCUCGCCCUUCACGCCAUUGAGGGGGCCGCGUUUUCGUCGGCCCUUGGCGCCCUCUUUGCGUUCGCCUUCGUCUGGGCCAUCGGCGGCAACCUGGCCGCGCCCUGCCGCGAGGCGUUCGACGAGUUUGCCAGGGAGGAGCUGGCACCCAUCGUCACGUUCCCGGGUGCGCAUCUCAGCAGCCUGGACAGGGACAGCGGCGGCAAAGUGUUCAUCUCAAAGGGCGGCCCCAAUGAGCCGACAACCUGCGACCUCCGGCGCUGGUCUGAGAGCGUCCCGACCUUCGUGUACCGCCGGGACCAGCCCUUUUUCCAGAUGCUGGUGCCAACAGUGGACACUGUGCGCUAUGCGGCCCUCAUGGACCUCUGCCUGGGGGUCGACCGCUCUGUCCUGCUCACCGGCAGCACCGGAGUCGGCAAGUCUGUCAUGGCCCAGGCCGCACUCGCCGCGCUCAGCGGCGCCCCCGCGCCGGCGCCGGCGAAGGGGGCGGCCGGCGCGAGCAGGGGGGCCUGGGGCGCGGCGGCGGCGCGCGGCUCGGCGCGGGACGUGGUGGCGCACACGGUCGUUUUCAGCGCGCAGACGGGCAGCCUGGAGACGCAGCUGCUCAUGGAGUCGAAGCUGGAGAAGAAGCGGAAGAACAGGUACGGCGCCCCUGCCGGGCGGCGCGCAGUGUUUUUCGUUGAUGACGUCAACAUGCCGGCCAGGGAGGCGUUCGGGGCCCAGCCGCCGAUUGAGCUGCUGCGACAGCUGCAGGACUUCAAGGGCUUCUACGACAGGAAGGGCCUGUUCUGGAAGGAGGUGGAGGACACGGUGCUCUGCGCCGCCUGCGCCCCGCCUGGCGGCGGCCGCCAGGAGGUCACUGCGAGGUUCCUGCGCCAUUUCACCAUGCUGGCGGUCCCCCCGCCCUCCGACGCUGCCACCAAGACCAUUUUGACCGCCAUCCUGGGCGGCUUCCUGUCGGACUUUGGCGCCGACAUCAAGGCCCUGUGUGGGCCCCUGGUCAACGCGAGCGUCGAGGCUUACAACAGGAUCUCGGAGGAGCUCCUGCCAACCCCGGCCAAGAGCCACUACACCUUCAACAUGCGAGACUUGUCGAAGGUGGUGCAGGGCCUGCUGCUGGCCAGCCCCCGCGCCCUGUCGUCGCGCGACCAGCUGGCGCGCCUGUGGCUGCACGAGUCCUGCCGCGUGUUCCACGACCGGCUGACCUGUGAGGGUGACCGAAGGCAGUUCAAGACCAUGCUGGUGCGUGGCAGUUAA
Messenger RNA from Monoraphidium neglectum, 6840 nucleotides. Its product is annotated as dynein heavy chain, axonemal. Gene Ontology annotation, biological process: microtubule-based movement. Lineage: Eukaryota; Viridiplantae; Chlorophyta; Chlorophyceae; Sphaeropleales; Selenastraceae. The transcript is spliced from 47 exons. The coding region runs from base 1 to 6840 and encodes 2279 amino acids. Gene Ontology annotation, molecular function: ATP binding; dynein light intermediate chain binding; dynein intermediate chain binding. The record is from RefSeq and is a predicted model, not a curated record. Gene Ontology annotation, cellular component: dynein complex.